This is a messenger RNA of Diaporthe citri, 1032 nucleotides long. RefSeq lists its product as uncharacterized. Gene Ontology annotation, molecular function: hydrolase activity; carboxy-lyase activity. The transcript has 2 exons. Bases 1 to 1032 code for a protein of 343 amino acids. The record is from RefSeq and is a predicted model, not a curated record. Lineage: Eukaryota; Fungi; Ascomycota; Sordariomycetes; Diaporthales; Diaporthaceae. Gene Ontology annotation, biological process: secondary metabolic process. Gene Ontology annotation, cellular component: cytoplasm; cytosol.
AUGGCUGGACACAUAGAUGUACACUUCCACGCGCUCCCACCAGCCUACACGGCCGCAGUGAAGGCGCAUGGGGGCGACCCCUCGGGCUUUCCUGAGCCGGACUGGUCGCCGGAGGCAGCGAUCGCCUCGAUGGAAGCAGUUGGCGCAUCUCUUGGAAUCCUAUCCGUCUCCUCGCCCGGUGUCCCAGUCACCGGAGCAGGCGAGGAAGGCCGCAGGCUCGCCCGCGAGCUCAACACGUUCCUCGGCGGGCUGGCCACGGCCGCCGAGGCCCCGCUCGCCGGCAAGUUCGGCUUCUUCGGCGUCCUCCCCGACUGGCGGGACGUCGAGGGCACAUGCGCCGAGAUCGACUUCCUGUUCGCGGAGCAGAAGCUCUGCAGCGGCGUCGGCGCGUACACCACCUACGGGGACAAGCUGCCCGGCCACGAGAGCUUCGGGCCGAUAUGGCAGAAGCUGCAGGAUUCCCGCGCCCUCGUCUUCCUGCACCCGACGAGCUCCGACGUCCAGCCCAGGUUCAUCGGCGGCUUCCUCCCCCAGCCCAUCGUCGACUACCCGCUGGCCACGACCCGGGCUGCCGUCGACCUGGUCUUCACGGGUACCCUGCGGUCCUGCCCCGACGUCGACAUCAUCCUCUCCCACGCGGGAGGAACCCUCCCGUUCAUCGGGACGCGGGCGUUGGGUGCCUUGGCUUUCCCGCCGAUUGCAGCCCAGGCUGGGGUCACCGAGAAGGAAGCCGUCGCGGACUUCGCGAGGUUCUACUACGACACGGCGCUGAGUACGAGUGCGGCACAGUUGAGCGGGCUUCUGGAGUUCAUCGGAUCUGUAGGUGGUGACAUGUCACACGUCUUAUUCGGCAGUGACUUUCCAUACGCACCGCAGCAGAGCAUCAAGGCUGUGUUGCAGGGUUACCAUGAGUUCCUGGCCUCCGGUCGUCCCAAGGCUGAGGUCUUGAGGCCGGAGAAGCUGAGAGCGAAUGGUACGGCGCUCCUGGAGAAGCACUCUCUGGGCCAGAGGUUUAGGCAUGGGUCGCUGUGA